Belonocnema kinseyi is the source of this 2026-nucleotide messenger RNA. Its product is annotated as zinc finger protein 90 homolog. The transcript has 4 exons. The record is from RefSeq and is a predicted model, not a curated record. The coding region runs from base 1 to 1515 and encodes 504 amino acids. Gene Ontology annotation, molecular function: DNA-binding transcription factor activity; RNA polymerase II cis-regulatory region sequence-specific DNA binding. Gene Ontology annotation, biological process: regulation of transcription by RNA polymerase II. Lineage: Eukaryota; Metazoa; Arthropoda; Insecta; Hymenoptera; Cynipidae.
AUGAACUAUUCCGACGAAGCUGGUGUUCAGGUUUCCUUGCCCCAAUUCUCCGAGAUAAACUCUCGGUCGAAUUCCGGUUUUACUUCGAGCGCCGCUGAUUUACAAGCUGCUGCAAGUGCUAUUUACACCACUGCGGUAGGCUCUAAUCAAUCUAAACACCAACAAAUACUGGUGAAUUCGCAAAAUAAGUAUCCAGGAACAAUACUAACAUGGCCGGAUCCAAAUACUUUAAUCCAGCUCUGUGAAAAGCAAGGCAUCCAAGCCAUCAACAUUCCAAAUUACAGUCAGACUGUCAGCAAUAACGCUUCAAUUCUAAACGUUCAGUCAAACAGUCUGCCAGUAAGAAUUAUUCCAAAUAUGUAUAUGUCGCAAGUUGAAAGUAAUACAACAAAACAGGAGAUAGAAAUAAAAACCGAAAAUGAGCCAGGAAAUUCUAAUUCGCCCAACUGCCAAAUGCAGCUUCAGCAGCAAAGUACAACCAUGACCGAGUAUCUGCAAAAACUGCAAGCCACAACGCUCCCACUCACGUUGCAACAGCUGAUCAAGCUCCAAAGCGAGCAGAUGAAAAGAGAGAAGCAGGAGGAAGAGCAAAAGAUUGAGCAGACACAGAACAGCAUUCUAAAUAUUCCGAGUGUGCCCGGAUAUAGGAAUGCCACAUUGCAAAAUGGUAAUCACUUUAUGAAUCCUGAACACAUGAUGUUAGCAAUAAAUCCGAGCGACUUGAACAUACACAUGGAAGGCCACGAGAGUGACGGCAGUUCGCAUGCUAUUAAAGUUGAGCAUUUGCAAACGGAGUCGCCGAAGCCGGAGAAGAAGAUGAAAUUCAGGGCGAAAACUGGCGAGAUCAAGAUAACGAUGGCUGUCGAUGGAUCGACGAUUUACUGUUGUCCUGAAUGCAAUCUAGCUUUCGCUGACAAAAGUGAAAUUGAACAACAUAUUCAAGGCCACAUACAGGAAAGGAAGUACCAGUGUAAAGAAUGCGGAGCGAUGCUCAAACGGAAAGAACAUCUGGACCAACAUAUGCGCGGCCACUCGGAUGAGCGACCCUUCAAAUGUCCCGUUUGUCAAAAAGCCUUCAAACGAAACGAGCAUUUGACCAGGCACUAUGUCAUUCAUUCCGGGGACAAGAAUUUCACUUGUUCCGUAUGCCAGAAAGCCUUUUCGCGAAAGGAUCAUUUGAACAAGCACGCUCAGACCCACUUGGGCGCGAAGAGAACCAAGGCGAAGUCUAAAGACCUCGUGUUCUCGGACAGGGAUGCCCUGGACAAGUUUGCCGAAAUGUCGGCUGCCAUGCCCAAGCAGGACGUGAACUUCAUCCUCAAGGAUGGCACCUUCAUCAAGCAGGAAGCCACUCUGCUCCAGCAGAUUCAGAGUCUGCAGAAAGACUCGAAUUUGAUGCAGACUUUUUCAGCUUUCAAAGAGCAGGCUCUGAAAGACGGUAGUCUUUUUCAACAGCAAGCUGUCAACAUGAACGACAUUCUACCGCAAAACACCAGGUACUUGAUGCCCUCCUAGUUUCGCGCGAUGCAAAUUCUAAAUGCAAAAAUUGAGGCUCAUGUGGAGUCGAGAGAGAUUGAAAACGCAUGGGUCUUGUGUGUGGGUCAUAAAACAUUCUUGAAUACGUGAUUGAUGUUUAGGUAAAUGAAGCGACAAUUUCGAGGGGUAGAUAUUUGAAUUAAUUCAUUGGUCCUCUUGCGAUUUAAGAAAUUCUCCCUAAGAGGCACUCGUGCCAUUUUAGGAACUAGUAUUUUAUAAUACUGAAGUAAGGAUUAGAGUGAGAAUAAAUUAUGUGAUAGUUGUGAGAAAAUAUCCAAACCUUUUGAUUGUUACUUAAGGUUUCAUAAAGAUUAAGACUGUCACAUUUGCUAGGGAAAGAGUUUUUAGUUUUUGGGCAAAAAGUAAUUUACUUUUAUUCCGAAAAUUUUCCCUAAAAUUUAUUUUAUCGAAAUUCAAAUGACCGAAAAAAAUUGCCUAAUUUGACGUUAUUUUUAUUUUUCUGAAUAAUCAUGGCGUUUUGAGCAUAUUU